AUGAAGAAACAUGCAGUGGAGACACGAGUAAGGAACGACUCCGUUGACAAUGACACUGAUGAUGAAUGGUGUGAAGUAUCUGAACGACCAUUAGGUGUUAUGGAUACAUUAUUACAAGAACCUGACAUUACUCAAGAUGGUGAUAAAAUAAUCAGUUUCGCACCAGGAGAAGGAAAUAGACCACUUGGUAUAUUUAUAGAUAUAGAUGCUGAAUUUUUGUCUUUCCCUACCAUUUACUGUGGCAAACGUCAAGCUGAUAACAGUGAAAGACUUGUGCCUGUUCACUAUAGUACAAUUUGUAAAUGGGAAUUACGAAGUCGAGAUCGAAGAGUUGCUCAAUCUGUGCCAAACAUUUUUUAUAAAUUAAAAAAAUUACAGAUCAGACAAAUCCAAGGAAGUGCAAGUUUAUUAUUGCGUAAAUGUAAAACCAAAGGUAAAACUUAUACAGCAGGAGAUUUGAAGUGUGAAAGUUUUGUUAAUAAGCUAAUCAAUUUGGAUGAAGGAUUCAGAGUUUUAAGAAAUUUACGCGGUUCCCCUCCAUACUUUGAAAGAUGUAAGCAGGAUCUAUUUGCAAUGAUUCGUCAGCUUGGUAAACCUACAUGGUUCUGUUCAUUUUCAGCUGCUGAAACGCGUUGGAUUUAUUUGAUCAAAAUUCUUGGUCGUCUUAUUGACAACAAACACUAUACUGACGAUGAGGUUAAGCAAAUGACUUGGCAAAAGAAGUCUGAAUUGAUACAGAAAGAUCCAGUAACAUGUGCUCGAAAUUUUGAACAUAUGGUGCAACAAUUUAUUCACAAUUUUAUUAAAAGUUCAUGCCAUCCAAGUUGUUGACUUUUUCUAUCGUGUUGAAUUCCAGCAAAGAGGUUCUCCACAUAUCCAUGGAUUAUUCUGGAUCAAAAAUGCACCCGAGUAUGGUAAAGAUUCCAAGGAAGAUAUUACCAAUUUUGUAGAUAGCUAUGUUUCAUGUAAAGCUGACUCAGAUGAUUUAACUGAACUCAUAAAUUUACAAAGGCACAAACACUCUAAAACAUGCAAGAAAAGAGGAAAUGCUGUUUGCAGAUUUAACUUUCCUUUACCGCCAAUGCCGAGAACUAUGAUUUUAGAGCCUUUGUCUGAGACUGAUCUAGAUGAAAAUGUUGCAGAUAUAUUAAAGAAAGCUUUAGGACAGAUACGUUCAUUAUUAGACUCUAUUAAAGCAGAUGAAACCAUGACCUUUGAUGAAUUUCUCAAAAAGUUAGAUUUAUCAGAACAGCAAUAUCUAAAGACUAUACGGCUUUCUCUUAAACAUAACACUUUGUUAUUGAAACGAUCGCCAACUGAGAUUAGAAUCAACUGUUAUAAUCCAAACUUACUCAGAGCUUGGAAAGCUAAUAUGGAUAUUCAGUACUUAUUAGAUCCUUAUGCUUGUGCUGUUUAUAUCCUUUCAUAUAUUACUAAAUGUCAAAGAGGAAUGAGCAAGUUACUUCGUAAAGCAUGUGAAGAAGCAAAAGAAGGCAAUAAGAAUAUUGUUAACAAGGUGAGACAUAUUGGUAACAAAUUUCUCAAUGGUGUUGAAAUAAGUGCACAAGAGGCUGUCUACUUAGUAAUGCAAAUGCCUUUGAGACGAUCGUCUCGAGAAUUCCAAUUUAUCAAUACAUUUGACCCACAUGAAAGAACAUUCUUGUUAAAAAGUAUGGAUAAAAUUAAAGAACUUCCUGAUCAUUCUGUUGAUAUUGAAUCAGAUAACAUUAUUAAAAGAUAUCAGAGAAGACCAAAGAAAUUGGAAAAUUUAUGUCUGGCUGAUUUU
Paramuricea clavata is the source of this 1786-nucleotide messenger RNA. The record is from the annotation of a GenBank genome assembly. NCBI's taxonomy places the organism in Eukaryota, Metazoa, Cnidaria, Anthozoa, Malacalcyonacea, Plexauridae.